This is a messenger RNA of Brettanomyces nanus, 1746 nucleotides long. RefSeq lists its product as uncharacterized. Gene Ontology annotation, molecular function: endoplasmic reticulum signal sequence receptor activity; 7S RNA binding; signal recognition particle binding. The record is from RefSeq and is a predicted model, not a curated record. Bases 1 to 1746 code for a protein of 581 amino acids. Gene Ontology annotation, cellular component: signal recognition particle, endoplasmic reticulum targeting. The transcript has a single exon. Gene Ontology annotation, biological process: SRP-dependent cotranslational protein targeting to membrane. Lineage: Eukaryota; Fungi; Ascomycota; Pichiomycetes; Pichiales; Pichiaceae.
AUGGAGCAUCCCCUUUCUUCCACAUACGGUGUCCGGCUGGGCUACUUUCUUCAGUCUGCAGACGACUAUCACCGUCAUCGACACAGAAUCAAUAAGAAGUUGUCUAAACUACGUCGUAGCUUAGAGAUUUCUACAAAGGAUACUAAAAAUUAUAAGGAAAAGGAGAAGAUUUCUAGUAUUACAAGUGAGAACUAUGACUCCUCCAUCAGGUAUGGAGAUGUAAUUCUUUACCAGGUUGAGAGAGAUUUAUUGUACGCAGAGGAGACCCAGCUUCUUUUAGACGUUCACAUGUCCAAAGUCAAAGAGAAGUUUUUAGUGUCCAAGUACAAGAAAGCGUUACUUAAUGCCAAAAGAUUAUUGAAAAUAGCUGAACAUGAGACCGAUGACUUCCGGAUGUUGGAAAUUCUUGUGUAUGCUGCGUUUGCUAGUGGUUUCCUUUCCGUGAGCAAGAAAAGAUGGGGUUUUGCUAAGAAUGCGUUUUCCAUCGCUAGAUGCUCUCUACAAUGCUUGUACGAACACCAGAAGUUACCUUCCGAUCUCAAUAAAGAAUUGUAUAUGGAUCUUAUUGAUAAAGUGGUGGAUCCUGUUCUGAAAGUUUCUACAUUAGAGGAAUCUGGCAUUCGUAGUCCCGACUUGGUUCUUAUUUCGAGGGGCCAAGCCGCCGAAUUUGCCGAUAAGAUUCCAUUUCUAAAGAAAGCAGUGGAUAUUAUCAGAAAAAUAGACGCUACCCUUGUGACGAUUUCUUCUGAAGGAGAAGAGAAGGAGAUGAUUAAAUCAAUUACAUGGUAUUCUUAUAGCGCGGUGAUCAAAUCUGAAGACGAGGCUAGAGUCGUGAUGAAAGCACUUGAGGCCGAAAAAAAUGUCGAUGCUGGUGAUGCCUCUUCGUAUGAUCCAGCUUUAAUUGCAUUUCAGGAUGCCUUGAGCUUUCAUGCGCAAGAAAUGGAGAGGGCUGAAGUGUUCGCUAGCGACGAAGAGAAGCAGGAAGCGCAUAUCAUUCUCACCUAUUUGAAGUACAACCAUAUUCUUCUUAGAAUAAGAAGAGAUAUCACUCUUUUGGAAGGUAUUAAUAGGAAGGGUAAUUCAAAGGUAACGAGAGUGGCUGUGUUGGAUAAUAUCAGGGACUAUUUGAAAAUUUUAGAAGGCGUUAACAGUUCUAUAGAAGAGAUCCGAGAAUUACCUGGUGUUUCCAACGAUGAUGAGCUUACAGGCACUUUGACUUCUUUGGACAGCUACUUCAAAACUGUUCAGAUGGCCAAGCUUGCGCGUGGAUAUACAGCCGUACAGAAGUGCAGAGAAUCAUUAGCACUUCUUCAGAGGGCCCAUCAGCUUAUUGAUUCGACAUCUGACUUUAGUGGCGAUCUUCCAGGCAAUUUACCAAGCAACAGAUCUCUUACAGAUUUGAAGAAGGAGGUGAAUAUGAAGCUACGUAAUGCUCACGUCGUUACUGUCUACAAUGACACGACUGCUGCCUACUUAAGCAAGGAAUUCAUCAUUGAUAAUACCAACAAGUUUCCCGAAAUAUCCGCUCAAAACAUCACUGAAAUGAUUGCUCCCUUGGAUCUCUCGAUUGAGCCUGUUAAUGUUAAGCCUGUUUUGUUUGAUGUUGCAUUCAAUUAUAUUAACUAUAAAGGAGAAGGCAGUUUUACAGCAGCUCCAGGACAGGAGUUCACUGAAGAACCCGAAGCGGAUUCCAUCGAUGAAGAACAUAAGAAGAAAGGUGGAUUUUUCGGAUUUUUUAGCCAUUAG